This is a messenger RNA of Numida meleagris (helmeted guineafowl), 977 nucleotides long. RefSeq names its product formation of mitochondrial complex V assembly factor 1 homolog (gene FMC1). The coding region runs from base 589 to 912 and encodes 107 amino acids. Gene Ontology annotation, cellular component: mitochondrion. Lineage: Eukaryota; Metazoa; Chordata; Aves; Galliformes; Numididae. The transcript is spliced from 2 exons. The record is from RefSeq and is a predicted model, not a curated record.
GAAACAAGUAGGCACCGAAAAAAACCAUUCUCGUGGCAGCCCCAGUGGCCUAAUGGAUAAGGCAUUGGCCUCCUAAGCCAGGGAUUGUGGGUUCGAGUCCCAUCUGGGGUGGUCUUUUUUUCCUCCUUUCCCGCUAGAUGUGGCACUGCUCUCUCAUGCGCGGCCGCGGCGGGGCAUCUCGACGCUGAGGAGAUGGUAGGCAAAAGCGGCUCUAACAACGACCCGAAUGGGGCUUUCACGACCCUACUGCCAGGCAGACGAGGCGCAUGCCCACCUUCUGACGCUGAGCCACGGUCAUUACGCAGCGCUCACACCACGUGCUUCGACGUCCAACCCCCUCACUGAUAUCCUGACGCAGCGGGUGGGCGGUGGCUGCUCGGUUCCUGCGCCCCUCAACCCUCUGAGCGCGCGUGUGCCGCUAACGCCCCCCGCGCGUCGCUCUACCCCCACCCAGCGGCCGAGGCGGCACUCGACCUUCGGCAUUUGACCUCUGCUGAUGGGAGGAAGCCUGCGCAAGUCGCCCGCUCUCUGAUUGGCCGCUGCGCCGCGUCGCAGGCGGCCGAUUGGCGGAGGAAGAGGAGCGGGAAGAUGGCGGCGCUGGGCUCUCCGCUGCAGACGUUGCGCGGGCUGCUCCGCGAGUUGCGGCACGUCAGCGGGCGCGGCUACCGCGAUACGGCCGCCUACCGGCACGUUCUCGCCGCCUUCCGCGCUCACCGGGUGACUAGUGAGAAGCUGUGCCGGGCCCAGCAGGAGCUGCACUUCCAGGCCGCCACCUACCUGUGCCUGCUGCGCAGCGUGCGGCAGCACCAGGCCCUGCAUCGCGAGUACCACGGCCGCGGGGAGCGCUCCCCCGAGGAGGUGGCGGGGCUGGUGGGCUUCAGGCUGCCCCGGCAGCCGGGGGGGAAGGGCUGAGGCCGCCCCGUGCCGCCCGCUGCUCGGCGCCGAAUAAACGUCCUCGGCUCUGGAGCUGCCUUCUA